AUGUGUGUUGUAAAACACCAGAACUCCCUUUGCCAACAACACCAAAAUGAAAACUCCUCAUAUAUUUACAACAAAACAACUCUCCAGCUUUGGCUCAGAAGAAAAAUAAAAGAAAAAGAAGAUUUUUUUCAACAUUCACCGGGAGAUGUGGAGAGUAGUAAAAACAACAACAAUAACAAGCCCCCAUAUUUACUUACAACCCUAAAAGCUCUCGUAACACUAUGA
Molecule: messenger RNA, 225 nt
Organism: Clunio marinus
Lineage: Eukaryota; Metazoa; Arthropoda; Insecta; Diptera; Chironomidae
Source: the annotation of a GenBank genome assembly